Molecule: messenger RNA, 3845 nt
Organism: Argentina anserina (silverweed cinquefoil)
Lineage: Eukaryota; Viridiplantae; Streptophyta; Magnoliopsida; Rosales; Rosaceae
Exons: 5
Coding region: 70-3663 (1197 amino acids)
Biological process (GO): nuclear-transcribed mRNA catabolic process, nonsense-mediated decay
Source: RefSeq, a predicted model, not a curated record
CUCUCUCUCUCUCUCUCAAUGGAAGUCCAAAGAAGCCGAAACAAUUAAACCAGAGAGUCCCCCACCAGCAUGGACCCGCCCAACCCGAACCCGCCAUCCAUGCGGGUCCUAAUCCGCCCGCCUCCAUCUUCCACCGCCACUUCACCUUCUCCCCAAACCAUUCCCAUUCCCUCCACCGAUGGCCUAGUCGUCGUGGGCUUCAUCGGCCGGAGCGCCGACGACUCGUCCCAGCUCAUCAAUCGGAUCCUCGACUCCAACGUCUUCGGGUCGGGCAACCGCGCCAAAACCCUCGGCGUCGAGGACGAGGAGGAGCUUAAAGACUGGCUGAACGGGCGGAGAAUCAGUUACUUUCAUGACGAGCGGAAGGGGAUUCUGUUCUUGCAAUUCUCCUCCGCACUGUGCUCCGCCGCGGACGACGGGUCGUCGGAGUCCGGGUCGGGUUUCGACAGUGCGUUUGAAGAGCACGACUUUGGUGACCUCCAGGGGAUGCUUUUCAUGUUCUCUGUUUGUCAUGUUAUUAUAUAUAUUCUGGAGGGUUCGCGGUUUGAUACUCAACUCUUGAAAAAGUUUCGACUGUUGCAAGCUGCCAAGCAUGCUUUGGCUCCUUUAGUAAGACCGCGGAAUGUGCAGUCAGUGCCGUCCAAGCCCUACUCGUCGUCGUCCUCACGGCCUACCACGUCGGCAAGUUCUUCUAAGAAUUCUUCUCCAGGUAGAAGUGGUGGCAUGUUGACUCGCAAUAAUUCUGGCGUUUCGGUGAUGUCGGGAUUAGGUUCGUUCACUUCUUUGUUUCCGGGACAGUGUACCCCUGUCACGCUGUUUGUUUUUGUUGAUGAUUUCUAUGAUUUGUCAAGUCCCAGCUCUAAUAUGGAGGAUGCGGCAGAUACACCCUCACUUAAUCAGCCUUCUAGUUUGGGUACUUCAGCAAGGCCGGGUUUGCCUGUUAAAGGUUCUGGCUCAGUCGUUGUGCUAGCACGCCCUGUGAGUAAAUCUGAGGGUAGUUUUAGGAAGAAGUUGCAGUCAUCCCUAGAAACACAAAUUCGUUUCUUAAUUAAGAAGUGUAGAAGACUCUCAGGUUCUGGAACUAGUAAUGCUGGGUCUAGAAAUGGUGGUGCUUCAGGUUCUGCACCUCUGUUUUCACUCGAUGCAUCAAAGGCAGUUCUGUUGUUAGAUAGGUGUACUAAUCAGAGAGGUGAGGCACUUGAGUUUGCUACUGGUCUCGUGGAAGAUGUUCUGAAAGGGAAGACGACCUCAGAUUCUCUUUUGCUUGACAUUCAUGGACAAAAUGCAAGCAAAGAGGAUGUAAUAUCAGUGAAGGAGUUCAUUUACAGGCAAUCAGAUAUUCUCAGAGGGAAGGGGGGAGUUGUAACAAAUUCCAAUAGCGGUUCAGCUGCUGGUGUAGGUAUGGCUGCUGUUGCUGCAGCCGUCGCUGCUGCAACAUCAACUACAUCUGCAAAGACAUUUAAUGCUCCCGAGCUUCCAACUCUACAAAUUUGGUUAUCUUCCAGUCAAAAAAUUCUUCAUGGGGUUCUUUCAGCAAAAGGUGGCUGCAUAGAUGAAACACAAAUUAGCAAAAGAAAACCUCCUACAAGAAACACUGUUCCACUGCCAGCUGAAGUAGUUUCUUCAAAAGGUGUGGAUCCCCUAGAUUUAGCAGUAUCUUGGUUGGAAAGUGGUAAUAAAAUGAACUCAAGGUUUUCGACUUUGUGGUGUGAAAGGACCCUUCCAGCUGCCAAAGAGGUUUAUCUGAAAGACUUGCCUGCUUGUUACCCAACUUCGCAACAUGAAACUCAUCUUGAGAAGGCUUUGCUUGCUUUCCAUUCAAUGGUAAAAGGACAUGCAGUGCAGCAUUUUGCCAAAAAGUUGGAGGAUGAGUGCACCUCCAUCUGGAAAUCUGGAAGGCAACUGUGUGAUGCUGUUAGUUUGACUGGAAAACCCUGUAUGCACCAGAGACAUAAUGUUGAUACUAGCGGGUCACUCUUAGGAGCCACUGUGAAGCAACAUUCCAGUGGAUAUGUUUUUCUCCAUGCCUGUUCUUGCGGCCGUUCACGCAGACUACAAUCUGAUCCUUUUGAGUUUGAAUCAGCAAAUAUUACUUUUAGUUGCUUUCCGGAUUGUCACAAGCUCCUCCCUACACUUCAAUUACCUGAAGUAAGUACUUCAGGGCCUAUUCAAUCUUCCUCAUGGAGUUUGAUUCGCAUUGGGGGUGCAAGGUACUAUGAACCUUAUAAAGGCUUGCUUCAAAGUGGGUUCUGUUCCACUCAGAAGUUUCUUUUAAAAUGGACAAUAUCUAUGGAGAUACAUAAAAGUUCGAUUGAGUUAACUGCCAAAGCAGUGGAUCAAGGUUCUGCAGUUUGGGCUGGUAUGAAUCUUAAGCUUGAUACUAAAGCUGAUGUGCAGUUUCAAUCGAAGGAGUUACAAUCCAGAGUUGAAGGCCAUCGAAAACCUGCAGAGGACGUAGUGUCUGAUGAUAAUAGAAUCAGUUUUGGUAAAGGUCUACCCAACUUUACCAUGAGAAAACCAUUUUCUGAGGUGGUUGCUGGAACAGCAGCCACAUAUUCAGGAUUUCCUCCUAUCCAGCUGAGGAAUUUUUUUUCAUCCAGUUUAGAUAAGAGUUCCAAGCAAAUUCGGUCAAGGGAUCAGAAUGUGGAGCAGACUAGUGAUAAAGAAACUCAAAAAUCUAAAGAUAAUUUGCCUGUUCAAGGAACAGCGGGUGGGAUUAGUAGCACAGAUGCUGAUCCUUUUCUACAAAUAGGCAGUAAUGUGGUCCCUAUGAACCUAAACAGCAUUGACAGCUCCAAACAGAACCCUUCUUUCAAGCAUGUAACAAUGUAUGUUGGGUUCGAGCAUGAGUGCCCCCAUGGCCAUCGUUUUUUAUUAAAUCCAGAGCAUCUUCUUGAGCUUGGGCCCUCCUAUCAGUUGCCUGAAGAAUGUCAAAAAGUGAAAUCAGACUAUAUUCGGGCAGAUUCUUCAAAAUCAAGUAGGAAUGGUUUUCAUGGUAAAGCCCAUCGAAAUGCAAAUAGGAUCACUACUACAGGCACUAAUAGGGAGAGAAAUGCAAAUAGGUCAAAAGAUAUUGUAACUAAUGGUAUCCCGAAUUCAGACGGGAUGAUACAGAACUCAGGACCAGGAAAGGAGCAAAAUCAAACUAUUAGUGUGUCAGCAGUUCCUAAUUUUUCCAAACAUGAUGAAAGGAGCUUUCAGUCUGUUAAUUUUGAUGAUGAUGGAUUUGCUUUCUCCAUGCUGAAUAGAAAUUUACCAAUCUAUAUGAAUUGCCCACUCUGCAGGGUCUCUAAGAAUAAGCAGGAUCCUCCAAAUGCUAAGUUCUCGGGGACCAUAUCACAGCUUCAACGCAUUUUUAUGGUUACGCCUCCAUUUCCAGUCAUAUUAGCCACUUGUCCAGUGGUACAAUUUGAGGCAUCAUGUCUACCCCCAUCAAUCCCAGAACGUGAAAGGAAGUUGCAGUUCAGCCUCGGAUGCCAAGUGAUAUUACCUCCAGAGAGUUUCCUUACUCUUAGACUCCCAUUUAUAUAUGGUGUAGAGCUGGAGGAUGGAAGUAUACAUUCUCUAAAAUGUUUAGAUCACCAACCAGAGAUUACUGCUUGGAUUUCCAAAGGAACGACAUUACAGGUCAUAUCCAAAAGAUAUAGCAUUGGUCAAGAUUAAUAUCUCACAUAAGUGUUCUGUGGGGUGUGGCAAGUACAUCCAUGCUUGAGUUGGCAAAGAGAAUUGUUUGGUUGGCUCAGGCGAUGGAUCUCUAUGGAUGUUAAAGGAUGGUACGUAUCAUGAUUGGUAAAUUCUGACCUCAAAGCACAUACGUGAAGGGACCCUCUGCAGCCAGGUAAUAU